Molecule: messenger RNA, 777 nt
Organism: Lycium barbarum (goji berry)
Lineage: Eukaryota; Viridiplantae; Streptophyta; Magnoliopsida; Solanales; Solanaceae
Exons: 5
Coding region: 122-499 (125 amino acids)
Source: RefSeq, a predicted model, not a curated record
GAGAAAUUUUUGAAAAGACAACUAAAGUUGUUUGGUGAAUACAUAAUUUGUCAUCACUUCCUUGACAUUCUAAGGCAUCAAAUUCAUCCUCCAAUUAGAAUUAGAGACAAAAAUAAGCAAAAUGCCACCCAUUACCGAAGAACAAAAAAAUCAGGACGUUCAAGACAUCAUUCAAGAUGGAUUUAAAGGAGCUGCCACGACAUGUGCUCUUACUUCUCUAGCUGUGUUUGCUGCUGCUCGCUAUUGUCCAUGGGCUAAGGCAAAUAUAAAUUAUGCUGGUAAAACAUUCAUCAUAUCUGCAUUGACUGCAGCUUCUUUUGCCUUCAGCGCUGAACAGUCUAUGAUCGUUGAGUCCGGAGACCGAGCAGGAAGACUUUCUUUUGGGACCGGAGGAGUGCUUGAUCCGAAGAAAGCAAAGGACAUCGUUUGGUCCGGUUUCUCCAUAGCCGAGUUGAUCAUGGCCGUUGGCCCGUUUGAUCGUGGCCGUUGGUCUGUUUGAUCGUGGCCGUUGGUCCGGGUGAUCCGUUACAUAAAUGCCACGCGUCAAGACCGUUCUGCCACCUUGUACUGUGAAUCGUACAGGUGUCAGACCGUACGACCAACCUUAUCCAUUUUAGGGUUUUUCUUUAUUCAAAAGGGUUUUAUGUUGUAUGAAGCCCAUGAGGCAUAAUUAUAAAUAGGGGUCAUUACCCUACUUUGAGGGGUUGACUUCUUGAGUUCUAGAACAUUUGUAAUAGCAAAAAUAUAUAAAUCUCUCCCUCUCAAUAUCAGAUUUUG